UAUAUCAUGCCAUGUGGCAGUUAAGUUGAAAUAUUUCCUGUAUUCCAGUCUCUUUUAUCUUGAAGUAGUAUAGUUGUUAGGAUGGCAGAAAAUGAAGAGGAAAAAGACACAACCAAAAAGUAUCCUGCGGUAGCCCUGUAUGGGCCUUGUACAGUGAAAAAUUUGAGAGAGGGUGACACAAAGUUGUGGUGCGCAUGUGGACUCAGCAAGUCACAGCCAUGGUGUGAUGGAUCUCACAAAGGCACUGGUAUCAAACCACUAAAAUGGACAGUUCCCAAGGCACAGUCUCUGUACCAAAUAUGUGCCUGCAAAUACACCAGAGAUCCACCAUAUUGUGAUGCUACCCAUACAAAUCUCCCAUAAGAGGUGUUAGACAGGCAGAAAACUUGUACGGAACACAGUGCGC
Messenger RNA from Liolophura sinensis, 406 nucleotides. Its product is annotated as CDGSH iron-sulfur domain-containing protein 3, mitochondrial-like. Gene Ontology annotation, cellular component: mitochondrion. Lineage: Eukaryota; Metazoa; Mollusca; Polyplacophora; Chitonida; Chitonidae. The record is from RefSeq and is a predicted model, not a curated record. Gene Ontology annotation, molecular function: 2 iron, 2 sulfur cluster binding. The transcript has 3 exons. The coding region runs from base 82 to 363 and encodes 93 amino acids.